Molecule: messenger RNA, 1017 nt
Organism: Lathyrus sativus (Indian pea)
Lineage: Eukaryota; Viridiplantae; Streptophyta; Magnoliopsida; Fabales; Fabaceae
Source: the annotation of a GenBank genome assembly
AUGGAGGGUGAAGGAAUAAAGAAAAUUCUAGUGACCGGUGCUUCCGGUUACCUGGGCGGAAAGCUCUGUCACGCUCUCCACCGUCAAGGUUACUCCGUUAAGGUCCUCGUCAGACGCACCAGCGACCUUUCCGCACUUCCUCCUACUUCCGAAAUAGUCUACGGCGACAUCACUGACUUUUCCUCACUUCUCUCCGCAUUGCCUGACUGCUCCGUCGUCUUCCACCUCGCCGCUAUUGUCGAGCCGUGGCUUCCCGAUCCAUCUAAAUUCACCUCCGUCAACGUUGAAGGUUUGAAGAAUGUGUUGAAGGCACUGAAGCAAACCAAGACGGUGGAGAAACUCAUAUAUACGUCGUCGUUUUUCGCUAUCGGACCAACUGACGGAGCUAUUGCUGAUGAGAAUCAAGUUCAUCAUGAGAAAUUUUUCUGCACAGAAUAUGAGAAAUCAAAGGUUACCACCGAUAAAAUUGCUCUUCAAGCUGCUUCAGAGGGAGUGCCAAUCACGAUUCUUUAUCCUGGAGUUAUUUAUGGACCUGGCAAAGUCACUGCAGGAAAUGCUGUUGCAAAUAUGCUGGUAGAACGAUUUAAUGGUCGAUUGCCGGGUUACGUUGGCAGUGGAAAUGAUAAAUUUUCGUUCAGUCAUGUUGAUGAUGUGGUAGAGGGGCACAUUGCAGCUAUGAAAAAGGGGAAAAUUGGGAAGAGGUAUCUAUUGACAGGUGAAAAUGCAUCGUUUAAUCAAGUUUUUGAUUUGGCUGCUUUGAUCACUAAUACUAGAAAACCAAUGUUUCGUAUCCCUUUGUGGGUGAUUGAAGCAUAUGGGUGGUUCUCAGUGUUGCUCUCUCGAAUCACUGGAAAGUUACCUAUCAUCAGUCCACCGACGGUGUAUUGUUUAAGACAUCAGUGGGAGUAUUCAUGCGAGAAAGCUAUAAUGGAGCUAGAUUAUAAACCCAGAAGCCUUAGAGAAGGGCUUGCGGAGGUACUACUCUGGUUGAAGAACUUGGGAUUAAUAAGAUAUUAG